Molecule: messenger RNA, 3429 nt
Organism: Drosophila montana
Lineage: Eukaryota; Metazoa; Arthropoda; Insecta; Diptera; Drosophilidae
Gene: ari-1
Product: E3 ubiquitin-protein ligase ariadne-1
Exons: 8
Coding region: 499-2022 (507 amino acids)
Biological process (GO): positive regulation of proteasomal ubiquitin-dependent protein catabolic process; ubiquitin-dependent protein catabolic process; protein polyubiquitination
Cellular component (GO): nucleus; ubiquitin ligase complex; cytoplasm
Molecular function (GO): ubiquitin protein ligase activity; ubiquitin conjugating enzyme binding; zinc ion binding
Source: RefSeq, a predicted model, not a curated record
AAAUCGCGUCGCGUCGCAAUAUUGUUACAAUUAGCAUAAAAAGUAAAUAAAAGUAUGAAAAAAUCCACUUAAAUUAAUGUACAAAUGGUUCAAGUGCAACGGGCUCAGGGGCAGCUUGUAAAAACCAAAUGAAAAUGCAAAAUACGCAGUAACUGGCUAAAUUACAAGAGGAAAAACACCAACAGUGGGCAGCAGCGCGCGCAACUUGAAGCGAAAAUAAUAACAACAACUAGAACAACAAUAAGAAGAAACAAACAGAAAAACAACGCCAGCAGCAGCAUCUGAGCUUGGCAAUCACAGCAGGCGAGGCGGACCAGGCAGCCAGGAAGGCACAGGCAAUCAAUCAAAGACAACAGCUCCCCAGGCAAAUCUAAAGCCAAUAGCAAACGCAACCAACCACAAAGGAGAAGGCCACCAAGGCGAAAAGGCGAAAAGGCGAACGGCGCAAGGCGAAAGGCGAAAGGCGCACACAUACCCCCCCCACCCCACCCCACAGCGAUGGACUCGGAUAACGAUAACGAUUUCUUGGACAACGUGGAUUCCGGCAAUGUAUCGUCCGGUGAUGAUGGCGACGAUGAUUUUGCCAUGGAGGUGGAUAUGCCCAGUUCGACGGAACGUCAAUUGGACACCGAUGAUUAUCAAUACAAGGUGCUAACCACAGAUGAGAUAGUUCAGUUUCAGCGCGAGAUAAUCGAUGAGGUUAAUCGUGUGCUAAAGCUGGUCACGCCCAUUACACGAAUAUUGCUGAAUCACUUUAAGUGGGACAAGGAGAAGCUGCUGGAGAAGUAUUUCGAUGGCAGCGAUGAUAAUACGGAAGAGUUCUUCAAAUGCGCACACGUCAUAAAUCCGUUUAACAAGCCAGCCGAGACGGUGCAGCAAAAGACAACACGGAGCCAGUGCGAGGAAUGCGAGAUAUGCUUCUCCUUGUUGCCGCCAGAUUCCAUGACCGGAUUGAAGUGCGGUCAUCGUUUUUGCCUGAACUGUUGGCGCGAGUAUCUGACAACGAAAAUCGUUACAGAGUGCUUGGGCCAGACCAUAUCGUGCGCCGCGCACGGCUGUGAUAUAUUGGUGGAUGAUGUGACUGUUACCAAACUGGUGCCGGAUGCACGGGUGAAGGUUAAAUAUCAGCAGCUGAUCACCAAUAGUUUUGUUGAAUGCAAUCAGCUGCUGCGCUGGUGUCCGUCCGUCGAUUGCACCUAUGCGGUGAAGGUGCCCUAUGCGGAGCCCCGUCGCGUCCAUUGCAAAUGCGGUCAUGUAUUUUGCUUUGCCUGCGGCGAGAACUGGCACGAUCCGGUCCAGUGCCGUUGGCUAAAGAAAUGGAUCAAGAAGUGCGACGAUGAUUCGGAGACGUCCAAUUGGAUUGCAGCCAAUACCAAAGAGUGUCCCAAAUGCAGUGUUACCAUCGAGAAGGAUGGCGGCUGCAAUCAUAUGGUCUGCAAGAAUCAAAAUUGCAAGCAUGACUUUUGCUGGGUAUGCCUCGGCUCCUGGGAGCCGCAUGGCUCCUCCUGGUACAAUUGCAAUCGCUAUGACGAGGAUGAGGCAAAGGCGGCCCGUGAUGCCCAGGAAAAGCUGCGCUCCUCACUGGCCAGAUAUUUACAUUAUUACAAUCGCUACAUGAAUCACAUGCAAUCCAUGAAGUUUGAGAACAAAUUGUAUGCAUCUGUCAAGCAGAAAAUGGAGGAAAUGCAGCAGCACAACAUGUCCUGGAUUGAGGUGCAAUUCCUGAAAAAGGCUGUCGAUAUACUCUGCCAAUGUCGCCAGACCCUAAUGUACACAUACGUCUUUGCGUAUUACUUGAAAAAGAACAAUCAAUCCAUGAUAUUCGAGGAUAAUCAGAAGGAUUUGGAGUCGGCAACGGAGACGCUGUCCGAGUACUUGGAACGUGAUAUUACAUCCGAGAAUCUGGCUGAUAUUAAACAGAAAGUACAGGAUAAAUAUAGAUAUUGUGAGAAGCGUUGCACAGUCCUGCUCAAGCAUGUGCACGAAGGUUAUGAAAAGGAUUGGUGGGAUUAUACAGAAUGACGCGAAUCCUGGCUGGAUAACUAAGGUGAUGCAAAAUCCGAGUGUAACUAGCAAUUUGGCGUUAGCAGUAGCAGUAUCAGCUAGCAGUAAGCAUUAACAGCCGUAACAACAACAACAGCAGCAGCAACAGCCGUAACAGCAGCAGCAGCAGUGCAAGCAACAAUUUUUAAACAGAACAACAGAAAACAACAACAUAAGCAACAACAAAAGCAAUAACUUUAGCAUAAACAACACGUGUAACAGCAACAACAACAAGAACAUGAACAAGAACAACCACACACAGAGGCACAACCAAAUGUAUGGAGUUUGAGGCAAGAACAAGCUAAAUAUGAGAAUUGAUUAAAGCCGCGCACAGAGAAAUUCAAGCAAUAACAAAAACAAAACAGUAAAAAAAACGAAGAAAAAAAAAAUACAAAUAUUAAAAUAAAACACAAAAAAAAAAACAAAAACAAAAACAAAAAGUUAAAAAAAUAAAAAAAUAAAAUAAAACACAGACCGUAAUGCAGUUGCGCAAGUUGUUGCAUACCCAGAAAAAUACGGAAUAAGCGAAAAGUUAUAUUAAAAUCAUACUAUAUAAAAUAUAUAUAUAUAUAUAUGUAUAUAUAUAUAUAUACAUUUUUUCUCUUCGUGUUGAGCAGCAACUUAACUGAUCCCAGCAAGCAUACACACACACACACACACACACACACACACACACACACACGCGCGCGCGCGCGCGCAUUAGGAGUUGCUGUUUCCAUAUAUAUAUAAAUAUAAAAUGCAAAAUUCAUCGACAUCAAUUUUCACUUGGCUGUUCCAGUUAAAUAAUAAACAAAAUGAAAAGAAGCAUCAAGCGAAUCAACAUAAUUAUAUGCAAUAGAAUAGAUACACUCCAACACACACCCAGGCACAACCCACCCACACACACGCACACACACACACACACACAGUUAAUAUAGCGAGCAAAUUGUAAUAAACCGAGCUUGUAAGAAUUGCCCGACUUUCGGGCUGUUGCAUAUGUUUGUGCUUUGUUUGUAGUUCUAGUUUAUUCAUUUAGCCAUUUUUGUUUUUUUUUUUUUGUGGUUUCAACGAAUUUGUAAACUAAAUUUUCAUUUUUUUUAAAUCUAUUUUCUUUUGUUUGUUUAACGCUGUAUCGAUUGCAUAUUAUUUGUCUCUGAUUCUGUUAUAAAAAAUAUAUAUAUAUAUCUGUAUAUAUAUAUAUAUAGAUAUAUUUACUUAGUCGCGUUUAUCACAAAGCAUAUGAACAUGUUGUCCAUCAUUAUUUAUUUAAGCAAACAAAUAGCAAUUCCCACAAACAAUUUGAUUUGUGAGCGAUGCAAAUUGCAGUUUAUGGAAGCAAUAUAUAAAUAUUAUAAUUAUGUAAAUGCAAUAUGUAAUAAACAGAAUUCAAGUUGUACAUGUUAAUAA